Messenger RNA from Filobasidium floriforme, 1114 nucleotides. Its product is annotated as Serine/threonine-protein phosphatase alpha-1 isoform. The transcript has 12 exons. Gene Ontology annotation, molecular function: protein serine/threonine phosphatase activity. Lineage: Eukaryota; Fungi; Basidiomycota; Tremellomycetes; Filobasidiales; Filobasidiaceae. Bases 61 to 918 code for a protein of 285 amino acids. The record is from RefSeq and is a predicted model, not a curated record. Gene Ontology annotation, cellular component: cytoplasm; nucleus.
AGCGCGUCUCUAACGUCAAACUCAAGCUUCGACCCGUGUGCGCAUCGUAGCGAAGUUUUUAUGUCUCAACCGACCUUGGUAGAGGUCGAAGCUCCUAUCAAGAUAUGUGGAGAUAUACAUGGCCGAUACUACGACCUAUUGCGUGUCUUCGAAUUCUCGGGAUUUCCACCUGAGUCCAACUAUUUGUUCUUGGGCGAUUACGUCGAUCGGGGUCGACACAACAUCGAGGUCGCGGCUUUGAUGUUCGCGUACAAAAUCAAGUACCCAGAAAAUUUCUUCCCCUUAAGAGGUAACCACGAGAGCGCCGGUGUCAAUCCUAAAUAUGGUUUUUUGGACGAGUGCAAACGUCGAUACAACAUGAAGGUGUGGAAGCUCUUCUCUGAUACAUUUAACUGCUUGCCAGUGGCAGGACUGGUCAGCGAUCGCAUCUUGUGUAUGCAUGGAGGAAUCAGUCCCGAUUUGCACAGUCUCGAGGAUAUCCGAAGGAUUGUCAGACCUACCGAGAUACCUGAUAACGGUCUUCUCUGCGACCUACUCUGGAGCGAUCCCGCAAAGGACCAGAUCGGCUGGGGACCCAGUGAGCGCGGGGCUGGUUAUGCUUUCGGGCCCGACAUCGUCUCCAAAUUUCUGCAGAAGUUUGAUCUUGAUCUCAUUGCCAGGGCCCACCAAGUUGUCGUCGAUGGCUACGAGUUCUUUGCGAAUCGACAACUGGUCACGCUUUUCACUGCGCCGAAUUACUGUUCAGCGCAAGAUAACGCAGCAGGUGUAAUGACAGUAGAUGAAAAUCUGUUGUGUAGCUUUGCUAUCCUAAAACCGGAUGACGAGAACUACCAAUUCCAUAGGUUCGGCAACAACAUAUCAGGUCGGAAAGCGCCUAUCAAGCCACCGCGAGCCAGAAACACCCGGAUCGCAGCUUGAUAGCAGGCAGGAGCAGCGCAACGGAGAUCGCUACCCAUCUCUAAUAGUCGCCAUUGGGAUUGCGAUCCCAAAUUGUUGUCUACCCUUCGAGCUCCAGCCUACUUGUAAGGGACAGUCUAUCACAAAGCUCGUACAUGUACAGAGUCAGUCCAUCAUCAUCGUCUGUAUUAUUCUUUAAUGCAUGUCCGUCCCAGCG